Molecule: messenger RNA, 963 nt
Organism: Neoarthrinium moseri
Lineage: Eukaryota; Fungi; Ascomycota; Sordariomycetes; Amphisphaeriales; Apiosporaceae
Exons: 4
Coding region: 1-963 (320 amino acids)
Molecular function (GO): RNA binding
Source: RefSeq, a predicted model, not a curated record
AUGGCCAAGAUCGCCACCGACUUCGAGAAGAUCAUCAAUGCCGGCCGAGAGCGCAAGCACAACGAGGCACUGGCGGCCAAGAUCUUCGGCACCAAGGACAACCGCCGCUCCAGCGCCCCCGGCAAGCCCUCCCUCGGCAGCUCCCUAGCCAGCAGAGUCGGAGUCACCAAGCGAGGAUCCUCCGCCGCCCGCAUACCACCCGGCGACAUCAACCGCGAGUGGACCCACGACCUGCACAACUCGAGGUCGACACCGAACCUGCGCGCCCAAAGCCAGAGGCAGCAGCAGCAGCCCAAGCCCAACUCGCUGGCGGCGCGCAUCCAUGCGCCCGGUCAGAAGCCCGCCGUCAAGCAGGCCCCCGCCGGCGCCGGCAAUGGCCGCGGCAACAAUCGCGCCGCCAAGCUGGCCAGCGCCGUGUCGCGCGCCUCGACCGCCCAGAUGAACAUCGCGCAGGCUCCGCCCGCGCGAGGCCUCACCAUCCGCGGCCUGGCCGGACCCUUCGCCGUCAUAGCCCAGAACUUUGCCCCGGGCACCACGGCGGCCGAUAUCGAGAGCGCCGUGACGCCCAUCGGCGGCAUCGUCAGCAGCUGCCGCCUGAUCAAGACGCACCCCCUCGUUAUUGCCGAGGUCGUGUUUGAGAGCAAGGAGGGCGCCGACAGGGUCAUUGAGACAUUCAACAACCAGACCGCCGACGGGCGCCUCCUCCACGUAUACCACAAACCCGGCGGCUACAGCCCGCCCACGGGACCUCGGGCCCAGCGCCUCCAGGAGACGCGGCCAGGCGGCAACACGGUCAUCGUCGACGGCUCCAACGGUUUCGGCGAGCCCAUGGAGACGGCCGACGCGGGCUUCGGCGGCGGCGGCAGCGGCCUGUACAGCGACUCCCUGGUUGCCGGCGGCAACAACCGCAGGGGCCGGGGCUUCCAGAGCCGCGGUGGCGGCGGUCGCAACGCCGCCCGGUAG